AUGAAUUCCUGUUCUUUAUAUCACUGUGCCCUGCGCACCCUGAGUCUGGCAGUGCUUGUUGCUGGGAAUGUCCACCCAGAAUGUGAUUUUAUGGUGGAGCUGAAGAAAAAGGAGGCUGAAUGUCUGGGGGCCCCACAAGAGCAUGGAAAUGCAACAUCACCAGGUUGCAAGAGAACUUGGGACAAAUUGUUGUGCUGGCCAGAGGCAGAUGCUGGAGAGAUUCUUGCCUUACCAUGUCCAAACAUCCUCUUUCACUUCAUGAAGGAGCCAGCUGGGAUGAUAAAAAGAAACUGCACAAAAAAGGGCUGGUCUGACCCAUUCCCUCCCUACCAUGUGGCCUGUCCAGUAGAGGAUGAGAUUCCCCAUGAAGAACAAUCCUACUUUGCUACCAUAAAGAUCAUCUACACUGUGGGAUACAGCGUGUCCAUCACCUCCCUCAUCAUUGCUGUGACAGUUCUGAUUGCAUUCAGGAGGCUUCGGUGUCCCAGGAAUUAUAUCCAUGUACAGCUCUUUUUUACAUUCAUCUUAAAGGCUGUUGCCAUUUUCAUUAAGGAUGCUGUCCUUUUCCAGGAGGAAGGCAUUGAUCACUGCAGCUUCUCCACAACUGAAUGCAAGAUCUCCGUGGUUUUCUGCCACUACUUCAUGAUGACCAAUUUCAUGUGGCUGCUGGUGGAGGCUCUCUACCUGAACUGCUUGCUGCUCUCAUCCCUUUCUCAUGGAAGAAGAUAUUUUUGGUGGCUGGUUCUCUUUGGCUGGGGUUUUCCAACACUUUUCACCCUUAUAUGGAUAUUGACAAAAUUCUACUUUGAAGACACAGCAUGCUGGGAUAUUAAUCAAGGCUCUCCUUAUUGGUGGCUAAUCAAAGGACCAAUUAUAAUUUCUGUGGGGGUCAAUUUUGUCCUAUUUAUCAACAUCAUCAGAAUAUUGCUGAAAAAACUAGACCCUAGACAAAUCAACUUCAAUAAUUCUUCUCAGUACAGACGUCUCUCAAGGUCGACUCUGCUUCUAAUUCCUUUAUUUGGAACCCAUUACAUUGUCUUCAACUUCCUCCCAGAAUAUACCAGCCUGGGGGUUCGACUUUAUUUGGAGCUCUGCAUUGGCUCUUUUCAGGGGUUUAUUGUAGCAGUUCUCUACUGUUUCCUGAACCAAGAGGUGCAAACGGAAAUCGGCCGCAGGUGGCACGGGAAGAGAUACGGGCUGGUGCCAGUGUGGAGGAGGACCAGGUGGACUGUGCCCUCCAGCUCUGGGGUGAAAAUGACCACAUCUGUCUGCUGA
Molecule: messenger RNA, 1275 nt
Organism: Melozone crissalis (California towhee)
Lineage: Eukaryota; Metazoa; Chordata; Aves; Passeriformes; Passerellidae
Gene: GHRHR
Product: growth hormone releasing hormone receptor
Exons: 14
Coding region: 1-1275 (424 amino acids)
Biological process (GO): positive regulation of cell population proliferation; adenylate cyclase-activating G protein-coupled receptor signaling pathway; cell surface receptor signaling pathway
Cellular component (GO): plasma membrane
Molecular function (GO): growth hormone-releasing hormone receptor activity; peptide hormone binding; growth factor binding
Source: RefSeq, a predicted model, not a curated record